Miscanthus lutarioriparius is the source of this 1146-nucleotide messenger RNA. Lineage: Eukaryota; Viridiplantae; Streptophyta; Magnoliopsida; Poales; Poaceae. The record is from the annotation of a GenBank genome assembly.
AUGGCUGCGUCCGACUCCGAUGGUGACGGCCACCGCCGUUUCGACGUGAUCGUGGUGGGAGCGGGCGUCAUGGGCAGCUGCGCGGCGUACGCGGCGGCCUCCCGCGGCGCGCGCGUGCUGCUGCUGGAGCGUUUCGACCGCCUCCACGUCCUCGGCUCCUCGCACGGCGAGUCCCGCGGCACCCGCUCCACCUGCGCCAAGGCGUACUACACGCCCAUGCUGCGCCUGGCGCGCCGCCUCUGGGACGAUGCCCAGGCCGAGGCGGGGGACCGCGUGCUUACGCCCACUCCGCACCUAGAUUUGGGCGUGUUCAGGGUGCCCGACGGGUGGAUGGCGGCGGCGAGCGAGCUCGGCGGCGUGAUACAGGCGACCAAGGCGGUUAAGAUGUUCCAGGAUCUCGCCAGCAAGAAGGGCGCCGUCGUGAAGGACAGGACGGAGGUGGUCGAUGUCAUUAAGCGAGAAGGAUCAAUCUUGGUGAAAACGACGAGUGGCGAGGCAUUUUAUGGAGCAAAAUGUAUCAUAACGGUCGGCGCCUGGACGAGCAAGCUGGUCAGGUCGGUCACCGGCAUGGAUCUGCCUGUGCAACCAUGGCACACCCUCCUGUGCUACUGGAAGGCGAAGCCCGGCCGGGAGCGAGAGCUCACCCCGGAGGCCAGCUUCCCAACGUUCGGGAGCUAUGGCGACCCCAUCAUUUACGGCACCCCGUCGAUGGAGUUCCCGGGCCUGAUCAAGAUCGCCAUGCACGGCGGAUCACCGUGCGAUCCGGACAGCCGUGGUGACAUGGCCACGGACACUGAUGACGACGACGCCCUGGUGGAGCCCGUGGCGCAGUGGAUCCGAGACUUCAUGCCGGACCACAUCGACACUGUGGAGCGGCCGCUCAAGCCACUGCCGUGUAUGUACUCCAUGACCCCCGACGAGGACUUCGUGAUGGACUUCAUGGGCGGUGACUUCGGAAAGGACGUUGUUGUGGGCGCGGGGUUCUCCGGCCACGGAUUCAAGAUGGCACCGGCCAUUGGAAGGAUCUUGGCCGAGAUGGCUAUGGACGGGGAGACGGGCACGGCUGUGGCGGCUGGUUUGGAGCUCGGGCACUUCAGAAUUGACAGGUUUGUGAACAGCCCGAAGGGGAACCUCAGGGAUUAUUGA